UCAAAUCUACAAAACAUCUAAAGAUUAGAUGAGGGAGCGAAAUCUGUUAAUAAAUCUUAAUUUAUUUCAACACAAUCCACUAAUAUGGCUUCUACUUCUAAAGGCGAAGUUCCGGAAUCAAACAAUAUCCAGCCAAACACUCCGGAUGACUUGGGGCCGGGGGCGUGCCCUGAAAGCGUUUUGAAUCCUACGGAUUCCUUCGAAGAAUUUGCAUCGGAGAUGAGUUCUAGUCUCUUGGAGAGGAACAAUUCCUUAUCUGCGAAAGGCAGUACUAUUAGUGAAAUCCAAAGUGAAAUCGGUGAAAGUUCUAAGGACAGUCAACUGAAAAAUACUAAAUCAAAUGAUGAUAUGCAGAACAAAAAUGAAUCCAUGUCAGCAUCAGCUAGCUCCUCGAAUCUGAUAGAUGAACAAAAUGGUGAUGACUCAGAUGAUGGCCGUGAUGAAUAUUUACAAUCACCAGAACUGGUGAACAAGGAGAAACAUGUGUUUGUACUGAGCACUGCUGGAAAACCUAUUUAUUCAAGAUACGGCAAUGAAGAUAAACUGGCGGGUCUAUGUGGGGUCAUACAAGCGCUAGUGAGCGUGGUAGAAGAACAAAACCAAGACAUGUUGAGGUCUAUGACCACUAAGGACUGUAAAGCGGUGUUCCUGGUCAAAGGCCCAUUGAUACUCGUGGCUGUUUCGAAGUCUAACGAGAGUGAAACCCAACUAGUUCUGCAGUUGACCUACGCCUUCAACCAGAUAGUGUCAGUGUUGACCUUAACUCAACUGAACAGGAUUUUUGAACAGCGCCGUAACUAUGAUCUGAGAAGACUGCUGUCUGGCGCGGAGAGGCUGAUAGACAAUCUGUUCAUUUUUAUGGAAAAGGACCCUGCUUUCUUGUUAGGUGCCGUCAGAUGUCUACCGCUCCCAGAAAAAGCUAGAGAGAACAUAACAAACGCAAUAAUUUCAACUUGCAACAAAAUAAGGGAUUUGGUAUUCGCUAUACUAAUAGCUGGUAACCAACUCAUAACGUUGGUCAGGAUGAAGAAAUAUACUCUACACCCGUCCGACAUACAUUUACUGUUCAACUUGGUAAGAAGUACGGAGAGUUUCAAAACGGCCGAAAGUUGGACACCGAUUUGCUUGCCCAAAUUCGAUGCUACGGGCUUCCUCCACGGUCACGUGUCCUACAUAGCAGAGGAUUGCCAAGCUUGCCUACUGCUCCUAACAGUACAAAGAGACGCUUUCUUCCCCCUGUCUCAAGCCAAACAUACUAUCGCCGAAAAACUACGCCGUUCCAACUGCCUAGUCGCUAUCAACGACGCUUUGAACAGAAACGAAGAACUACCCACAACUAACCCUUUAAAAAACAUAGGAAUACCCGAAAUAAGACAUUUCAUGUACAAGUCUAAAUCUACAGCGCAACUCUUCACUUCGGAUCCGAUAAGUUUAGACCGAUUACAGGAUUACAGGAUACGGCAUAAGGAUUACGGCGAUAUUGUAGUGAAAAGGCCGGAGAAACUGUCCGAUAUAGAUUAUGUAGUUAAUUAUAGAACUUUUUGUAGCCAAAUGCAUUGUACUUCGACGCCAGCGAAGCUGAUCUUUAGGUCUAACGCUGAUGAGACAGUUUUGGCGUGGGUGACGAACGGCUUCGAACUUUACGUGACCUUUGACGCUCUAAUGGAAAAGGACCAAGCCAUCCGAGCGGUAGACAGAAUAAUACAAUGGAUCAGGAAAGAGGAACACAGAAUUUUCAUAAUGAACGCUCCGACCUUCUAGCUAAAGUUUUCCGUGCUACACGGCAUAAUAAAAUCGUCCAUACAACGCGACGAUCAACUCUGAUUGGUAGAACAAAUUAGAACCUUCUGGAAAGGUUCAAAUUAGUUUCGAUUUUAAAAUGAGGUAACCUUGUGUUUGGAAUAAGGUUUAUAUUUUGAACUGUAAUUGCGAUGGUGUGAUUGGAUAAUAGAAUAAAAUUUCAAAUUCGUAAUUAUGUCCAAAUAUGGAGGCAUGGUAGAACUUGCGCGAAAAUGGCCUUUAUAUUCGAACAAAAUUAAACGAAUAUUUUUUAAUGUGAUACAAUUCAAAUCUUAGAUCGGUUAUCACCAAAUGUAUGAACGUAUAACGUACGUAAGCAUUUAAAAGCAUUGAUGAGCGACUGUGAGUGUAUGUUUAAGAAUAAUAAAUUUUGAGCCAAAUUUGCUACAGAUAAUUAUAGAAAAGUUUAUCGAUCUAAGUCCAAAAAACUGGUUCCUACUACAAAAAUUACUUGUUGCAAUGGCUACAUUUUGUUAAUAGGUUCUAGAAUGAUUUAGGUAGCUAUAGCUAGAUCAAUUUUCGAAGCUUCCGAGACAAACAUUUCACUUAAAAAACUGUUGUCUGUUAAAUAAUUAAUUUCUCAUGAUAGGUAUAGAAUGUAGGGCCUGCCCCCUUAACUUUUUCUUCAAAUCAAAAUCAGGUCAGAAAAAAUGCCUACUUAAUACUUUAAAUAAAAAUAGAUUAUUAGUAAUUUUAAAAUUAAUUAACGGAAGACGGUGCGGAAUAAAACUAUAUUUAUAACUCAAAACAAGUUGGAAUUGCCAUUGAAACUUGAGUUUUCGAGCAAAGAUAUUUUUAAGAAUCUGAAAAAAGCUCUUACAAAACACAUUCUAAAUAUUCAUACAUACAUAUAUGUACAUAUAUACACAUUACGAGUAAAUUUAACUUUAAAUCCAAAAAAAGAAUGUCUCCUGCUACCUCGGUCAUAGCGGACAGUUCUUCGCGGGUUCAAAUGGCGCGCUCUGAUUGGCUCAAAUAGAUUCGCGCCAUACAUUUUUACUUCUACUCAGGUACAUCGGUGUUACACAAAAGUAGUACAUAAUAUGAAUUCGAAUAGAAUAAUAAUUAACCUUAGCAUAGUUCAAUGACGGUUAUAUUUAUUUAUUUUAAUAUACCUAAUCGUUUUAUUUCCUCAGAUAACAAAGAUUGUACAUGAUUUCUUUAUGCUAGUACUAAGCUAGUUACAUCAAUCUUUGAGGAGAGGCUAGUUCCUGUAAUAGGUUCUUGCGAAUCUGCGCUACAGGUAGCCUGGCCUCCCCCUCGGAUAUAAGUUUUUACUUUCCUUAUAUUAAAGAAAAUGGCGUGCAUAUUUCACUAGAGCCAUCAACCAAUCAGGUUACACCGAAAUAUCUGAUGUAUACUUCUGUGGGGUGGGUUACUAAAAUGUAUUGAUAAUGGAACUAGAACUUAAUUGGGGCUGUUUUUCCUAUGUACGAUAUGAAAAAUGUACCUGAUAAAUUGUUAGUGUAUCAAUUAGUUGAAAAGAUGUAUGCGGGCCAACAAAUAUGAAAGUUUCUUAGAUAGAUACAUUAUUUGCAAUUUAAAUUAAAAUAAUUAAGUGUUUAUGAGGCCAUGAGCCUGGAUUUGGUCAGGUUUUUACACGAAGCUACUUCCAUCUUACCUCGGCACCUAUUGCAGGAAUCCUAACUCGUAUUGGAUCAUGGUUAUAAUGCAGUUGCCUGAAUGUGUAGGUUUACUUACUAUGGUUUAUCUCAUCGUAAGAGUUUUGACUCGAAACCGUUGUGGGAUUCCAAAUCAAUACUCUAUGGGUAAGUACAUUCAGAAGUCAGAUACCUUGACCACCUGACCAAAGGCAUGUCACUUCUACAAAUAUUCUCGAUUUCAUUCAUUCAUUUGAUCACCUCUCGAUCUAAGUCUAUAUCCCUUGAGGUGUAGACAGGGCCUGCAGUCCUUAAAAGACUGAUAGACCACGUUCAGCUGUUAGGCUUAGUGAUAGAAUUGAGAUUCAAAUAUUGACAGGUUGCUAGCCCAUCGCCUAAAGGAAGAAUCCCAAGUUUACAAGCCUAUCCCUUAGUCGCCUUUAGAAUCAUCCAUGGAAAGAGAUGUUCCUAUUCCUAUUCUUUUUUAUAUUGGUGUCGAGAACCACACGGUACCGAUAUUCUACCAAUAUUCUCGGUCUUAGUCUUAUACAGGGGUAGAUAGACAUAAUCUCAUUUAAAAUCAGAAAUAAAAUGUAAUUAUACACUCAAUUCAGUCAGUAUUGUUGUACAUAAAUUGUAAUUAUUUUGUUAGUAAUUUAGGGUCGUUCACACCUCGAUGAGAUGCGGUGCGAAGUUGUCACAUAGGGGCGGCUCACAUUAUAACUUAAUCUUUUUGCCUAUCUUUUCCUAUAGUAAAGUUUAAUUUUGAGUUGCUCUUUCAAAAUAUCCUAUCGCGUCUCGUUUUAAUGUGAACAGACCUUUAAUGAUAUAUGAAUCGUUCUAUGUACAGAGAAUGUGAUUAUUUUUAUUAACUGUUGUUCUG
Messenger RNA from Amyelois transitella, 4284 nucleotides. RefSeq names its product protein SAND (gene Mon1). Gene Ontology annotation, biological process: endosome to lysosome transport via multivesicular body sorting pathway; protein targeting to vacuole. The transcript has 7 exons. Bases 85 to 1761 code for a protein of 558 amino acids. The record is from RefSeq and is a predicted model, not a curated record. Lineage: Eukaryota; Metazoa; Arthropoda; Insecta; Lepidoptera; Pyralidae.